Molecule: messenger RNA, 6522 nt
Organism: Frieseomelitta varia
Lineage: Eukaryota; Metazoa; Arthropoda; Insecta; Hymenoptera; Apidae
Gene: rols
Product: protein TANC2
Exons: 16
Coding region: 525-5297 (1590 amino acids)
Molecular function (GO): protein binding
Source: RefSeq, a predicted model, not a curated record
CAGCAUCCAUCCAGCCAAGCCAGUCGACCGGUCGGCCAAUCAGCCAAUCGGGCGUCACGCGAGUCGACCGGUGCUCGAGGUGGAGUGCUCGGUGUCUGCCAGUCAGUGCUCGGCCAGCGUUCCUCGAGCGUGUAUUGUCGCUCGUGACGCUUGUCCUCUGCGCCUUCCUCGGUACGCCUCGUCGCAUUUGGCGUGGUGGGCCGAUCUCGCUCGUGCGCGAACCGUUUCGUUGAUUCCUGUUGCGUUAAUCGGUCACGCCAAGAGUGGAAAUAAAAUGAGAGACUGGUGGACAGAGAACGGGACAUUCCUCCUCGUUUCUUUCGAUCGAAGCAUCCCCGAAGAAGAGCCUGAAGAAUCUUCAAAGAACUGCUGAAACACCAGUCGUGUACACUCGUUAGAAUUAUAUUACUAUCGAAGGUUCAAGUGUUCGAGGAACGAACCGAGUGUGUUUGUGACUUUACGAUGAAAGAAACGAGUCUGUCAGUGGAUUAAAGCGCCCUAUAAAUCCGUCUAGAAGCAACACCAUGGCGCCCCCAGACAGGCACAGAUCAGCGAGGCCAGGCUCCGGGCUCAGCCUCUCCGUGCUCGAUCUGGCCCAGAUCCGAGCGCUGGUGGAGUCCACGGGGAUGCUGGGUGGUUCAACCUGUCCAUCCUGCGAGAUGCCGUUCGACAAGGGGAAGAAACGUCGACUGAUCGACUCUUGCGGGCACGAACGUUGCUAUUCCUGCUUGUUCCGCAGCGAGGCUUGUCCGCUUUGCCUUCGAGCGGACUUCAACGACGACGACUGUUUGGAGGGACCCUUCAGGGAGGGGUUCACCGGCUCCUCCGGGCCCAUGUCCAUCCUCGCGCCCACGGAUGGCUGGAUCGAUGAGUCAUCAACGGUGAACUCUCUAUGCGGCAGCCCCAGACCGCGUACGAAAGUCACCACGAGAGCCAAUCUUCCUUCGAGAGUCAUGCACCAAAGAGACACGGACGAAUGUGUCUCUUUCAUGGCGAUGGCCAAGGGUUUGAAGAAUAAGCCACCGGCGCUUCCGGAGUCCUCGUCGUCGCAGGGUCGACAGAAGCUUCAGAUGAUGACACAGAGUUGUCCAACGCCACCGAAUCAAAGGAAGAGAUUCUUCCUGAACCCGAAGGUCCUCAGGAGCUCGUUCGUUCCCCAAAGAUCGUCGAGACGAGGAGCAUCCUCUCCAGAGCCAGUCGCGAACGACAAUCCCUCCGCCCUGUCAGCAUGGAUGGCCACUUCUUGGGAGGGGAAAUCUCGAUGGCCGGGUGUAGUGCUCGGGAAAAUCAAAUCGUUGUGGAGCAACAGUCAAGGGACGGCGAACGAUGGGUUGAACCAGCUCAUCGACCCGAGGAACAAAGUCACAGACGAUGAAGGAGGUUACGUGAAGCCUUUGUCCUCGAAGACGAGGAAGUCGUCUCAAUCCGACCUUCACAUGAGGCUGGGCCUUCUUCUUGGAUCAAAUCACACCCGAGCGAGCAGCAAUGUAGACACGACCGAUCUACCUGGUACUUCGAAUCGUUCCAGUGCAGGUGCAUGCCAAUCUAGAGUGCCAAUCCAAGGUCACGAUAGUUCAGCAGCCUCGUUCAGCAGUCUGACCAGCUUCGAGACUCAAACUCUGGCAUCGACGAACACCAGUCCAGUGUCCACGUUGACUGGAACGUCGAGCGAAGCUGAAGCUGCCGCAGCUUCGCGGUGCCCGAUCAAACCAAAAUCGAAGGUGAAAGGGAAGAGCAAGUCCAGAGACUGUGAUAGCGCUGGAAGCUUGGCUUCCAUCUCCACGUCGGUUUCUGCGUCUACGUCUAUGUCGAUGUCGAUGUCCGUUUCCGUUUCGGGCUUGUCGAACGGCAGCACGAGCCCUCUUACUCCUAGAAGACAUUCCGUGAACGCCUCGCAGCCUGGCCAGAGCGACGAGCUCGGCCAAUUUAAAAAUAGACGGUCCUGCGCCAGGAGAUCGGCCAGAGCUGGGAACAUUAAAGGAGCCGUAGAUACGAAAUUACGCUUUAUACAACACCACGCAACGCAGUUGACCCUGAAGCCCCUAUUCUUCGAAGUACCUCUACUAGAAGCCGAUCCACUGUUCACUGGUCGCCAGUGGCUACUGCAGGAACUAGAAUCGGUGGUGAACGGCUCCAGUCCCGGAGUUUUGAUCUCUGGAUCUCCUGGAACAGGAAAGACUGCAUUGGUUCUGCAGUUGGUAGAACGUAGUUGUUUCGGAAGAAGACGGGAGCAGUCUCUCCCCUCGGAGAUUAGCGAAGAAACUGACGAAAAAGAGAAAACUGGAUGCACCCCGGCUUUACAUGCUAGCAUUCGUUACACUAAUGAGAAGGUUCGAGAAUUAGCGUCCCACGUAGUAGCGUAUCACUUUUGUCAGGCGGAUAAUAACAGUACCUGUUUGGUACCAGAUCUGAUUCACUCCUUGGCUGCGCAAUUAUGUCAAGCUCCUCAGCUCAUAUCCUAUAGGGAAUAUUUGCUCUCUGAGCCCCAUAUACAGGGGUCCUUGUCGCAAAGAGAGUGCACUGUCGAUCCAGAUCUCGCGCUGUCAAGGGGUAUUAUCGAACCUCUGUCAACGUUAAAGAAAACUAACAGAUUGCCUGACAUCAAUAUGGUGAUAUUAAUCGACGCCGUCUGCGAAGCCGAAUACCACAGACCAGACCGAGGCGACACCAUAGCCUCUUUCCUAACAAGGCACGCUCCCAAUUUCCCUAGCUGGUUAAAAAUCGUCUGCACAGUAAGGACGCACUUGCUAGAGUGUGCGAAACAGCUACCUUAUACCAGAGUGUCCCUGGACAGAGCUCCGAACGAUAACACUUGCAAUAACGUGACCAGGGAUCUGUCGGAUUACAUUGGAUAUCGAUUAGCUCAGAGUCCCGCGAUUCAAACGAACGUGACGGCGUCGGUAAACGGAAAGGCGGAAUCAUCGUGCAGCGCGAAUCAAAUGAGAUUUGCCUCGCACCUACUCGCGUUAGCUAGAGGCAGUUUCCUCUUCGCGAAGCUGACGCUUGAUCUUAUUGAGAGUGGUCACUUGGUGGCUAAAUCUGCCAGCUACAAGGUACUGCCAGUUUCUCUAGCGCAGAUUUUCCAACUGCACUUUAACCUCAGGUUCCCAACAACGACGUCCUUCGACAAGGUUCAACCCCUGUUAGCCGUCUGCUUGGCCGCUCUGUAUCCUCUCACCUUGCCAGAGAUCUUCUAUUCGGUGAACUCUCUGAACACGAAUCACUUCGUCUCAUGGGAGGAUUUUCUGCAGAGAUUCAAAAUGCUCUCUGGAUUUCUCGUGAAACGUCUGGACAACACAUACAUGUUCUUCCAUCCGUCGUUCAGGGAGUGGUUGAUCAGGAGGGACGAGGGCGAAUCGACCAAAUUCCUCUGCGACCUGAGGCUCGGUCACGCAGCUAUCGCGUACAGACUAUCUCGUCUUCAGGCACCGUUAGACGGUGAUAAAGCCCUCGAACUGGGUCAUCACAUACUCAAGGCGCACGUUUACAGAAGCGUUGCCCCGUGUUGGCCCUCGCGCGAUCUACAGGCCAUCUGGUUGGCAUCGUCCACGGAAUGUGUUUCUUCGGCGUUGUGCACGCUGAGGAAUAUCUACAGCCCGAAUGUCAAGGUGUCGAGGUUGCUUUUGCUGGCAGGAGCAUCUCCGAAUCACGUCACCGAGUACCUGGGCAACGCACCAGCCCUUUGCAUGUACGCCCACGAGGGCUCGGUGGAAAUGGUCUCGCUGUUGUUGGAGUUCGGCGCUGACGUUGAACUGACGAAUAGUCAGGGGUACACGGCGCUCUCGUUGGCGGCCGCUCGUGGCCAUUGCGACGUCGUCAGAAGAUUAGCCGCUGCUGGAGCUUCACUGGGCCACACAGACAUGGCUGGACAGUGUCCAUUGGUUCACGCGGCGAGAUACGGAAGAUUAUCGGUGGUCGGUUAUCUCUUAGCUUGCGACUGGUUAGUUCCAACCAACGUAAGCGAAACGGAAGGAUCUCAGGAAAUUGGCAGAGAAGAAGCUGCUCAGCAGGCUGUGGUCGCUGCAGCGGCUCAAGGCCACGAGAACAUCGUCGAAUAUCUGCUAGAUAUGGCCGAAGUGAUCGUCGAUCGUCCUGACACUUUGAUAGGCGAGACUGCCUUGACUAUUGCCGCUGCGAACGGUUCUACCGCCACUGUUUCGGCGUUAUUGGCCCGAGGUGCGAGUCCAACCGCCGUGAACGCGAAAGGAUUAUCUCCAUUAAUGUUGGCUGCUAGAGAAGGACACUGGGGUACAGCUGAAAGACUCUUGCAGGGAACGCUAUCAAGCAGCACGGAUACCGAUCUGGACGACGCAGCAUCUCUCUUGGAUCAACGAGAUCCAGUUGGUCGCACCGCGUUAAUGUUGGCUGCCUCGGAAGGCCAUACAAAUUUAAUCGAACUGUUCUUGGAUAAAAGAUCUGUGUUAGAAAGUAGGGAUAAGGAAGGCCUAACUGCUCUGUGCUGGGCCUGCGUAAGGGGAAGAUUGGUCGCUGUACAAAAUCUCAUCGACCAUGGCGCUGAUGUCAAUACUAAUGAUAAUACUGGAAGAACUCCUCUGGACUUGGCUGCCUUCCAGGGCAAUCCGAAGCUGGUGCAAUUGUUACUCGAGAAAGGAGCAGCGGUGGAGCAUGUCGAUCUCCACGGAAUGCGACCUUUGGACCGAGCGAUCGGAUGUCGAAACAUACCGGUGGUGCAGUGUUUCCUGCGCCGCGGAGCAAAAUUGGGCCCCGCCACUUGGGCAAUGGCCGCUGGGAAGCCGGACGUUCUGUUGAUCUUGUUGAACAAACUGCUGGAGGAUGGAAACGUGCUCUAUCGGAAGAACAGGCUGAAAGAGGCGUCGCACAGAUACGCGUACGCUCUUCGAAAGUUCCCAGCGUCGCCUGAAGAAGACUGCCAGGGGCAGGAGCAGGGUCACAUGAUGCUGCAACUGCAGACGUUUGCGCAACUCCGGCUGAAUUUCUUGCUCAAUCUCAGUCGAUGCAAGCGCAAGAUGAACGAAUGCGCGGAAGCAAUCGAACUCGCCGACGAGGCUCUGAAAGUUCGUCCAGUAUCGUACGAAGCAUUUUACGCGAGGGCAAAGGCACGGGUCGAUUCGGAUCUGUUGGAGGACGCGUUGUCGGACGUUCAAGAGGCAUUGCAGAUCGCACCGCCGCAAAAUCGACAGGACCGACGUGUUCUUACCGCAUUGAGAGAAGAAAUAGCCGCCAGAUUGGACGGUGCAGGGACCAGCAAAGGAUCGAUCGAUUCUACCAGCAGAUCUCGUCUUCGAGCCUCGGUCGAUACUCUUACAGAAUUGUAACUGUCGUUACUAUCUCUGUCGUAGAAGACUGUCGAUUCGUUGAAACAAAUACUCUUUUUUAUUAGAAGAACGACCAUGGCGUAAGCUCGAGAGCUUUGCACGCGUAUUUAAGUUACGAGUUGAUUUUUCCUUUAGCUAAACUCGCGAUUCCUCGAACAUUUCUCUAGAUUUUGGAUUUUUAUGCAUUUGUAGGAAAUUUUUAAAUAAAAAAAAAAAUUGCGUGUAAUGUCAAAAAAAGAAAAUGUAUAGGUGUGUUCUAUAGUAUUUGGUAACACAAUUCUCUACCAAGAUUCUGUUUCUUUAAUUGUAUUCGCGAAAAGUGAAAAUUUGCAUAAAAAUCCGCAGUCUGACGACGACCGUCGUGGUUUAAGAUUUGCUUUCGAAAUAUUUGGAAGCAAUAAGGUAAUUGAAGUAUCUCCAUCUUUUAUCUGUUUUUGUUUUUAAUUUAACGACUCGUUGCGUACGUUAUACGUACUCGAAUAAAUAUUCCUUCACUUUUGCGUUUCCUUGGUUAAUUUUGAAAAUCAACAAGGAUAUAUAAAAUUUUCUACUUUCCUUUUUUCUCUCUCUGUGCAAUUGUAUUGCAUGACCGUGUUAACGUUUCUGUACGACGUUCAAAUUCGAUUUCGAAUCGAAUGCAGAGUUUAAUAUAUAUACAUUUUUUUACAUAUAUAUAUAUAAAUAUUUGUAUUAUAUCACGCGUAUGAGAAAUUGGUUUUUAGUGUCGUUGUAAUUUAAAUGAAAGUUAUUUAAUUGUUCCCUCCUUUCUGUUCAUUUCAGUAUUCUUUCUUUUUAAUAUGCUAUGUCAAAAAAAAAAAGGAAAAAAGCGCACGUAAAAAAAAAAAGAAAAAGAAAAGAAAGAAAAGAAACGUAUACGUAAAAAAAAAAAAAGAAACGCGUCCGUAAAAAGAGAAUUCUAUUAUUCCAGCGUUUUAAAUAUGUUGUUUAGCCAACAGAUUGAAAAUGGCUGUCCUAUUUCCACGCGUGUGGAAAACGACACGCGCAACGAUCUCGCCGACGUAUUUAUAACGCACUCGCUUGCCAAGCAUUUAAUUACACCUAUUCCUCUGUAACACAUUGCGAUCAGAUCGCGAGAUCGAUCGUAUCCGAAUUUACAUUAAUUUACGAAGCCAGCAGCACUGUUGCAUGGACUUGAGACUACGAUAUUAUUUAUCUCUGCGUUGGAGCACAGAGGUUCGAAAUAAACGAACUUUUUAUUGAAAAA